CCUCUUCAUUUGAUUAUUGAUAUUGAUGCAAGGCAAAAGCCUAAUCCUACAAAUCCUAAAGUGCUUUCCUUAGAUGAUAAAAAAAUUACACGAGAAGAUUUGUUAUUUCAAAUUUUAGUUGCUUGUGCAGAUGCAUUAAGCCUUAUUCCUGAUUAUUAUAGAGAACUUAAGAGAUUCACAGAAAAAGUUAUAGAAUUAGUUGGGGAACCUUAUUCGAAAUUUAUUGAUUAUGGCUUUUCCAAAACACAUUUUAAUCUUCAGCUUCUGAGAUCAGCUAAGGAACAUC
This is a messenger RNA of Racocetra persica, 286 nucleotides long. The record is from the annotation of a GenBank genome assembly. Lineage: Eukaryota; Fungi; Glomeromycota; Glomeromycetes; Diversisporales; Gigasporaceae.